UGACCAAUGAAAACAUUGUGAAUGAUCGCCAUAUUGCUCAGUUUUACCACACCCUGGAUAGUGUAUCGGUGAGACGGUGGACUCAAACGGGGUCACACGGAGACCCUAAUUGCAGCCCAUGACCUCCGAAUAAUAUUAAAUGGAAUUGGAAAAUAUCGUAGCAAAUACGGUGUAUAUAAAAGCACGAGAAGGAAAGCGAAAAGGAAAGAGUAAAAAAUGGAAGCAAAUCCUUAAAUUUCCCCACAUAUCUACCUGUAUACAUCUACGGAACACGAUACCUAAUACGUAUGAAUACCUAGUUGAUCAGCAACCAAUAGGCAGAGAAUUGUUCCGAUUAUUUUGUUCCAAGAAGCCAGAACUUGCCCGUGCCAUCAAGUUCCUGGAUCGAGUGGCAAGCUAUGAAGUGGCACCAGAUGAAAAACGGCAGGAAGAAGCAAAAGAAGUUUAUGAGACAUAUCUAGACCCAAAGUCUGAUUCUUACGUGAGUCAGGUCAAUGGAAAUCAAAUUACGGCCAUUCAGGAGAGUAUACACAGUCACAACUGCAGUAAAGAAAUAUUUAACCCUUGUGUAGAAUUAAUCCUAGAACAUUUAAAAAAUGAACCAUUUAAAGAGUUCCUAGACAGCUUGUUUUAUAAAAGAUAUUUACAAUGGAAGUGGUUGGAAAGUCAACCAGUCACAAAAAAUACAUUUCGAAUGUACAGGGUACUAGGGAAGGGAGGGUUUGGGGAGGUGUGUGCGUGCCAAGUGAGGGCCACAGGGAAAAUGUAUGCAUGUAAAAAGCUAGAGAAAAAGCGAAUCAAGAAACGGAAUGGAGAGAGAAUGGCAUUGAAUGAAAAACAGAUUCUACAAAAGGUCAACUCAAGGUUUGUCGUUAGUUUAGCCUAUGCAUUUGAAACCAAAGAGGCCCUGUGUUUAGUACUGACUAUAAUGAAUGGUGGAGAUUUAAAGUUUCAUAUACAUAAUAUGGGUAACCCAGGUUUUGAGGAGGAAAGAGCGAUUUUUUAUGCAGCAGAAAUUACGUGCGGAUUAGAAGAUCUCCAUUUAAAAGGGAUUGUAUAUAGGGAUUUGAAACCAGAGAAUAUAUUAUUGGACGAUCAUGGUCAUGUGCGUAUUUCUGACCUUGGACUUGCUGAAGAAGUACCGGAAGGGGAGACAAUCAAGGGUCGAGUUGGCACUGUUGGCUACAUGGCCCCUGAGGUGGUGAAGAAUGAGCGAUACUCCUUCAGCCCAGACUGGUGGGGUCUUGGGUGUAUAAUUUAUGAAAUGAUUGAAGGAAAGGGACCGUUCCGGGCGCGAAAGGAGAAAGUGAAGCGAGAGGAGGUGGACCGGCGAGUGAAGGAGGAUCAGGAAGAGUACACGGCUAAAUUCUCCGAGGACUGCCAGGACAUCUGUAAAAAGCUUCUAAACAAAGAUCCUAAGUCUAGACUGGGAUGUGGGCCUUAUGGUGCCAAAGACGUCAAGUCACAUGAAUUCUUCAAAACGAUAAACUUUAAAAGGUUGCGGGCAGGAAUAUUAAAUCCUCCAUUUGAACCUGAUAAAAGAGCUGUAUACUGUAAGGAUGUCCUUGAUAUAGAGCAGUUUUCCACAGUCAAAGGAGUCAAUCUAGACGCAACGGACGACUCAUUCUAUACAAAGUUCAGUACGGGCAGUGUAUCAAUACCAUGGCAGAACGAGAUGAUUGAGAUGGAAUGUUUCAAGGAACUAAAUGUGUUCAAUGAAGAUGGGGACCCCCCUCCUGAUUUGAUUGAGGAGCUCCCCCCUCCCCCACCACGGGGUGGACUUUUUAGCAGGCUCUUCAGAAGGCAGAAUCGUGAGGCUCACUGACGCUGGGGAAUUGGUGGUGCUGACGGCUUCCAUUGCUGUGAAUGAGAUCCUCCAAAGAAAUUUUAAAACAAAUGUGUGGACUGAACUUGCUAACUUUUGUGUCAGUGUACAGAAGCAAACCACCAUGUUUUUAUUACACACAAACUCAGGCUGGGACAAAGAAAGAGAGGAAAAAGCUGUAGAAAAAAAAAUUAUACAGUGACCGGAUAAUUUUUCUUUCGUCUCAACUUUCAAAUCAAAAAUUGUCAAUGGACAUCUUGAGGUGUGGGCAAUUUUUGGAGGACUGAAAUUUUGCUCGGACUUGCCAGUAUUGUCUCAUCAAGAAGAAGAAAAUCUUACCUGUAUAUCUUUUGUAAUAGUGUCAUAGGGCGAUUGAUUCGUGGGAGUACAAGUGUGUUUGGAAGAGAAUGAUUCAUAUUGGUUGAAUUUUUCUAUAUAUUAGAAUCACUUUUAAAUAUUUUUAAUUAUUGAUAGAGAUUAUUCUAUGUUCAUGUUGUGCCCUGCCCCCAAGUUAUGUUUAUUGUGUGUGUGAUGAUUAUAUACUUCAAAAAGUGUUACAUUUUAUGUAGGGGGAGACCCCCCCCCCCCCCCCCCCACACACACACAACACACAUUCACCAAACACCACACAAAGCCUUCAAUAUUAAUGCUUCUGCCACAGUAAUCAUAUACAUGUAUUUAAACUUGGUAGAAAUAUAAAUUAUGUUCUGGAUCUUGUAGAGAAAAGUCUUUGGAUAAGUUUGAUUUCUUUCUUGAUAGGAUUCCCAAUGUUUAAGUGUCAUCUUUUUCUACAAAUUAUGUUGAGAUUUAUCAUCAAGUUUAAUUUUUAAAUCAUUGAAUGAAAAGAUUUCUGUAGUAUGGAGACAAUUUGGUGAGGAGUAGAAGAAAAAUGGCAUAGUGAAGAAAAAAGACAAAUCAUCUAUUUCCAUUACAAAGGAUUUAAUUUAAAGUCCUGUUUAUGAAAAAAUUACUUACAUGAAAGUAGUGCUAAGAUAUCUAAAUCUAGAAUGGUAGUUAAAGGUAGACUGAGCUGGCAUGUUUAGAUAGGGACAUCGUUAGGCUAAGUGUGGAUGGAUUUGUAUUCAAUUUUUAGUGCUGCGCCAGUGCAAAGAAAUGUUCUAGAGUUGUAUUUUGGAUAAAUUUGUGCAACAUUACCUGAAUUACAGCAGUGCAUGGAUAACACAAGAUUUAUACUUUUUAACAAUUUUAUAAGCCACUCUUAGGGAGGUUUCAUUUAAAAAAAAGGAAGUGAAUUUACAAGUGUAAAAAUUAAAAAAAAAAAAAAAAAAAAAACUAUUAAAAAAACUGACACCAAAUUUUGGUAAAAUACACCAUGUUCAAAAUUGUCAACACAUUAUUUAAUGAAAAUGUGCACUUUUUUCCUUGGAAAAAUUUUUUGUGCAGUCAGAUUAAAAAAGAACCUUUCACACCUGAUAAUGCUCUAGCUUUAAGUAGUCAUAAUGAAGUAGUUUGUUAUUAAAGAAUCUCAAGUGGGAAUCUCCAAUUUUAAUUAUAGAGAUGAUGUCACUUCCUGUUAGGAAACAUUUGGAAUCAUCUGUAAGGUGAAUCCCCAUGAAGAACAUUUUGGAGGUUUCAAUUCAGAUUCAAUUAAUGAUUUAUUUGUAUUUUUUUUUAUAAUAUUGAGGCUGGAAAAUGUGUGAAAGACUCCUCUUGUCCUUACAAAGAUUGCCUUUGAUUUUCAGUUUAAUGAUGUUUUGGCAUUUUUUAAAUUGAAUAUUUGCAUAAAUUAUGUUUAAAUCGAUGGUAUAAUUUAAAGAUUUUUUUUUGUAUAUACAUUAAACAUUUGUGUCAUAUCAAAUGCAUUUCAAAAUUACAUAGACAAACCAUUGAAAAUACAAAACUUCAUAGAAAUGGACUGCUGGUUUCAGUCUGGUAUUUUUUAAUUGUUGAAAAAUAUUAUUGUAUGGUACAUGUAACCUAAUAUGGUACAAGUUUUCUACUUGAUUCUUUGUACAGAUGACAUUGUAUUUUAAAUUGAAAAAAAUGCACAGUUUUUGAAAGUCUACAAGACUGCACACUGAAACAAACCUUGCAUCCUUUUUUUUUUUUUUUUUUUGAAUAAUUAAGUGUGGGGUGUUUUUUGCUUUUAUAAUGAAAUUGUUCAGUACAGCAGUAAUAUUAAGUGGGUAUACUAUUGAUAUUCCUUUACACACUAAAAAAUCUUUUUUUCUACAUGUUUUUAAACUCUUUCCUGCAAGGCUUCUAUCAUUCCUCACUCUUUCUCUUCCACAUCUUUUUGCUUUCAUGCAAAUAUCUACUGGAAAAAGUUGCUCAAUAAAGUGAUUUCAGUAUUUGUAGGAAAGGAGUUUUCAUGUGACUCAAUCAAGAUGAAUGCCAAAGCAAUAUCUACACAAAAUAAAAUCUUAGUACUUUUGCUUUUUUAUGCACUGCAUUAUGAUGAAGUACUAAGAAAUUUGUGGGGAUAAAAACUUUUCUUUUUUGCAGAAUGUUAUUUAAGCAUAGUAGACAAACACUAAAAUGGACAGAAAAUUUCCAUAAUACAGAAAAGAUUGAACAAUAAGAAGUGAAAUACACCAUGGAGUAAGCUUUCAGAUAUGUCUUAUUAUUUACAAGGCAUGCAUCGGUUGUGCAAUGUAUCAAAUAUUUUUAUUCUGUGUGCUUAUGAAUGCAGAUGGUGUCAAGAUAUUGAGUUUUAUAAAAAUGCUUCCUAAGUAUUUUCACCAAUAUUUGAUAUAUUUCAAUUUUAUUUGUAAUCAUGGAGUAUAUUCUUUUUUGUUUGCUAAGAGAGUACAAACUCAUCGUAGUACAUGUAAAGCAAGUGUCGAGGUAUUACAAUACAGCAUUCAUAAAUAUAUCUCCCACGGAUGUUUUAGACUGAUAAAUUCUUAUGUUUUAAAUUGAAUGGUUAGUAUAUAAAUUUUAAUUUGAAAAAAAGAAGAAGGCAAGAAUGCUAAUACCAGAUUCCUGAUUUCCCUGUACUUCCAUUAGGAAAGUGAUUAUGUCCUGCAGAUCAUUAAAAUUAUUAAGAAAAACAACCUAUGGAAUAGUUUACAGACCAAAAACAAAAAGAAGCUACAAAAUAUUCUAUUAUUUUUAUAAUGUUGAUAUGGUCAUAAUUCAUAAUCCCCCCUUUUUCUUAAACUGACAAAGAACACAAACAAAUGUUGUAAGGUCAAAACAUUUGUUGAUGUCCAGUUUAUAAAUUUUAUCAUUGGAGACAUGAAUUUUCCGAUUACUUUUUGUAUUCAAUUUAAAUGUAUAUUGUAUUCCUUUGAUUUUUUUCAAGGCACUUUAAAAUCUGCAGGACAGAGUCUGUAUUGGUAGCAUGUGUACUCCAAGAGAUAUCUUUAUUCUGCACGGUGUAAGAUACAUAAGCAUUAACACAUGAAACAAAACGCUUGGCAAAGCAAAUAUCUUUGGUGCUUAUUGGUUUCUUGCCUAUUUUUUAAAUGAGUUAUGGCCCUUUCAAGGCUUGAGGUUAUGUCCCUUGAUUUUUUUUUUUUUUUUGGUUUCCUUCAUAAAUGUGAUCAGAUUUUGCAAUCAUUUACUCAUUACUACUAAUUAUACAAUUGUUUGCUCAUUCAUUGACAAAAUACCUGUCAUAUCUGUGAAGUUGUACCUGUAUGCAGAUUAUAUCAUUUCUUUCCAUUUGCCAUUCUAUGCUUGUAUACAGCCUCAACACUUCUUGCCUUCCUUAAUUAUGGCUUGAAUGGUCAGUUUAUUGCAAUUUAUUUCAUGAUAUUUCUUUUAAGACCAGGCACAAUUAUAUAAGAUUAUGUCACAAUUAACAUUCAUAUUUUUUUCUUCCAAAGGGAUGAAUACUAUUUGUCAGUUGUUGUGUGAGGUGUAUCUCAUUUAGUAUAAAAAAACAAACGUUUAAAGAGAUAAUUCCAUAUUUGUUGAGUAUAUAUAUAUAUAUCUCUAGUCAGUCUGUAUAUGUUGAUCCCAUCCUGUAUGUUUUCAUUCAUACGAUGUAAGGUGUAAUUUAUACAAAAUGUCAUCAACAAUCAUUAUUUAACAACAAAGAACAAUAAAUGUUUUACAAAAAGUAAAA
Molecule: messenger RNA, 5861 nt
Organism: Saccostrea echinata
Lineage: Eukaryota; Metazoa; Mollusca; Bivalvia; Ostreida; Ostreidae
Product: G protein-coupled receptor kinase 5-like
Exons: 16
Coding region: 140-1825 (561 amino acids)
Biological process (GO): regulation of signal transduction; protein phosphorylation; signal transduction
Cellular component (GO): cytoplasm
Molecular function (GO): ATP binding; G protein-coupled receptor kinase activity
Source: RefSeq, a predicted model, not a curated record